GAAGAUGUCGUCGUAUUGGAACUUUAAUAGUAAAUCUAACAGCUCUCAAACAACAUGCAAACAGUCAACAGCUGAAAGAAUGACACCUGCAUGUAAGCAUGGAUCUGAUGAACAAGGAAUGGUCUCUUUCUUGAAGUUGAUGCACAGUGGGCCAUUUCCUUUGCAUGACCCCAGAGAUUUGGAGUGGAGUCUUCAGGCUAGGUUAAGAGUUGAGAGGGAGCCUGUGUGAAGUUUCUGUGGAUGUGUAAACAGAAAAACAAGGUGUUUAACUCUGUGAGAGCCGUGGUCUUACUUUCAAAAGGCUGCGUGUGAAUUGGAAGGAAAAGCCUUGCCGGAGAUCAGUGCUGGCACCACAGGCAAUGCCCUCUAGUUAAAGGGACCAUUAGCCAAGAGAGGGCUGUUACAUUUUUACAACACUCCUGGAGGGAGAAGUUUUUUUUUUUUGCAAAAUACAGCAUCGACAUUAACUGGUGUUUUUCACAAACUGACACAGUUGGCGUCCAACUCGCCUGCGUACGGAAUACUUUUAUUUUGACGGUUAUAACUGGGAACUUCAAGAGUUGGAAUUACUACAUGGUUGUCUGCUUUAUCUCUGAAGAGCUUGUCGUCCUACAGCUGUAGAAAAGAAGAAGUCAUAAUAGUGUUAGAAGUGUCAGGUUGACACCUUGUUGGAUAUUUUACCAUUCGCACUCCAGAUUUAUUGGAUCAUAGUGCCCCAGAAGUUUAACUGCACUAACAAUGCAGUACCACUGAGGAAUGGCGUGAGAUGAUGCAGCCUGAACUGGAGCGUGAUUUGUCACGAGCCAGUGGCUCAGAGAGAACUGGGCUGUCGCUAAUGGCCAGAUGUGCGUCCAUGGGGCUAUGACAAGAACUCGGGGUCCAGCAACUAGAAAAACUUGGCCCUAAGCCCUUGUCUUCUGACAGACCAAGUAGAGUGGGCACAGAUCUCCCUUGCUCUGAUUGCCACAGAGGUGGAAGUCUUCAUCCCCAUGUGGAUAAUCAGCAUUACUAGACACAAAAUGAAGUUACCCUCGCUUGUGUCUGGAAUGGAAAUGUGUGUUAACCUUAUACUAUGUGUGUUUUUAACACUUCUGGCGCACCAUGGACGGACAGCUAACGCCUUAUGGCAUAGGGGGAGUUUUCCCCUGAAUGGCCCUGGACAAGACCUGUUCAAUCAUCUUGCUGUGGACAAUAAAACUGGAGCAGUUUAUGUAGGUGCAGUUAAUAAAAUUUUCCGAUUGGAUGAAAAUUUAAGACUGAUGGGAACAGCAGAGACUGGACCAAGAGAAGACAACCCUUUGUGUACACCUCCGAGUCGUGACUCUCCUUGCCAGAAGCAAGUCACACCCAUGGAUAAUUACAAUAAAAUUUUACUAGUUAACGAAGGGCAAAAUCAGCUCAUCACGUGUGGUAGCAUUUAUCAGGGGGCCUGUGAAGUCCGAGACCUAUUUAACAUCUCCAAUAUGACUGAAUAUUACAAUUAUCCGGAUACCUUUCAUCAUUUUGUUGCCGCCAACAGUCCUACGGCGUCUACAGUAGCAUUUAUAGCACCAGGCCCACCAAGGAAUCUUUUGCCUCACAAUGUGAUGUAUGUUGCUACCACUUACACAGGUGUGGAUGUAAGCAAGCUGUACAGAGACCAUGUCCCUGCUAUUAGCAGUCGAGAUAUAUCCGAAAACAUUUUUCAGUUUGCUUAUGCCAGUGAGGACCCGUUUGCCGAUGAUUACUCUCACAUCAAGCUAGCAGCAGACAUUAGGGAGUCUUAUCUAAUAGACUAUGUCACAGGAUUCUCCUCAAACGGGUUCAGUUAUUUCCUUACGGUGCAAGCAGACAAAGUGGAACUUCCAACAAAAAAUAUCUCAAAAUUGGUGCAAAUUUGUCAAAAGGACAAAAUUUUUGAGUCCUACGUUGAUAUCCCAUUAAAGUGCUCUAAGGCAGGUGUUGACUUCAACGUCAUCCAAGCCGCAUCUGUGAUAAGACCUGGGAAGUACCUGGCAGACAGCUUUGGCUUAACAAAUCAAACUGAUGAUGUACUGGUUGCUGCUUUUUCCAAAUAUGACUCUGACACAAGGGUGUGGGAUUCCGCUGUGUGUGUGUACAGCAUGAAGGAGGUUCAAGACGUCAUAGUGACCAAUGUGAAGAAGUGCUAUGCUGGAGACCAAUCGGUCAGUGGAGGAGGUUACAUCUCUGUAGGACUGACCGUUUGCAAUCGGAUACAAAAAAACUCGUUUGUCAAAGAGCCGACUCGUGAGAAAUACUUGUGCAAUACAGGGGAUACUUCUCAUGCCAACAUUGUGGGGGACGUCCCUCUUAGGGCAGAAGCUGUUCUGGUCUACAAUAACACACAAAUCACUGCUGUGGCCACCACUACAACAACAGAUCAUACUGUGGCAUUUCUUGGUACUUCAAAAGGAUUCUUGAAAAAGGUCAAAUUGGAGUCCAGAAUAUUAGCCAAGCAAUAUGGGAGUAUUGAAGUGGAUGCUCAGAGCAAAGUUAACAAAGACCUUAAGUUUGACAGAACUGGAGAGUUUCUUUAUGUUUUGACUGCUAAGAAGGUUACAAAAGUAAAAGUGUCCGACUGCCGAUCAGCAGCCACAUGUGGGGAGUGCCUUUUACCUGGUGAUCCCUUCUGUGGUUGGUGCUUCCUGGAGAACCGUUGCACACAAAUUGAAUCAUGUCGCCGGGGAAGUAGACCGUUACAGUGGCUGUCUGGAGAGGCUAACAACUCCUGUAUUUAUAUCCUGGAUGUCUCACCGAGCAGUGUGUCAGUUGAUGAAGUCAAAGAUCUCUACCUAACAAUCAAUCAUCUUCCAGCAAAGGGUUCUUACAGUUGUGUGUUUGUAGACUUUGGCUUCAGCUCACCUGCCCAACGUAUGAGUUAUGGUCUUCAAUGUCCUACACCUGACCUGAGGAAAAUGGCUAUACCAUUUCCUUUAAAAGAUCAUCUGGUUGUAACACUGGCCCUAAACUCAAGUGAAUCUGGAAUAUUAUUUUUGAGGGAAAACUUUACUUUUUACAACUGUAGUAAUCACAAAAGUUGUUCCAGCUGUACAAGUAGCCCCUGGUCAUGUGACUGGUGUAUCUAUGACGACAAAUGUAUGCACGAAUCCAACACCUGCCAGCCGGGCAUUGUCAUUGGGAAAAAUAGUCAAACCUCAUUGAGAACACGCCAUGUGAGAAAGGGGAGAUCAGCGUGCCCACGGCUAGAUGAGCAGUCCAACACAGACAUUUUCCUUCCUAACUCAUGGGCUAGGCAGAUCACCUUGGUUGGCCAUCAUCUUCCAAUACCCCUUCCUGGCCAGCAAGACUAUAGGUGUGUUUUAGAAGUUGGAUCUCGGACUGUGAUUGUGAAUGCCAGCCGUCCAGAUGAUAACACAGUCAGGUGUCAACCACAUUCGUAUAACUACAUAGGGAAUGUUGGAGCUUUGAGAGCCAAACUGUUUGUGGUUUGGGGAGAAGGAUUUAAGAUUGAUGAUAGCACAGGCCUGAAUGUGACUCUCUACAAGUGUGAUGUUCUUGGGUCUGGUGAAUGUGGCUUGUGUCUGAAUCUGAACUACAAAUAUCCCCAGUUUGGAUGCAGAUGGUGUGAUGGCAACUGCAAGUUUGAAGGACAUUGUCUGGACACGAAAACCAAUUCCUGUCCAGCACCAUCGAUAACACAUGUGGAGCCACUGACAGGGCCGCUUGAUGGAGGGACUAAUGUCACUAUACGUGGCCGUAACCUGGGUUCAAAGUUUGAGGACAUCCAAAAUAACAUCACAGUGGCAGGAAUACCUUGUGUACCUAUCAGGAGCCUCUACUCACCAUCACAAAAGAUUGUGUGCACAACCAGAGCAGCAGGCAUGAGUUCUGUGGAAGGACCAAUCACCAUUCACCACAGGGAAAGACAUGUUCCUUACCGUGACGGGCUCUUUGAAUAUAGGGAUCCUCACGUACGCAGCAUUGAGCCAACACUGGGUCCAAAGUCAGGUGGUUCCACUAUUACCAUAUAUGGUCAGCGCCUCAAGACAGGUGGAGUCGUGAAUGCCUACAUUGGGAAUGCAUAUUGUGCUAUCAACAGGGAUAAAUUACGAGAUGACCAAGCUUUCUGCAUCACAUCUAGUGUGGCAGCUGCUGGUCCUCGCCCCACCUUCUCCAUCACUUUUGAUGGUGCAAGGCGUAGCGUUAACCAGACCUUCUUAUUCACAGAGGAUCCAAUAAUUACUCGUAUUCGUCCGCUGAAAAGCAUCAUGAGUGGAGGACUGGAAAUCACUGUGAAGGGCCAAAACUUCAGAUCAAUCCAGAGACCACAGAUGCGAACAAUACAUGGAACAACAACAUCUACAUCAACAAUAUGUGACGUUGUGGAGGACACAAUGUUAACUUGUCCCACGCCACCUGCUCCAAUCCGGGGCAAGAGAUCUCAGAAGCUACGAAGGGUGCACAGACGAUCUCCCAGUUCCAAAAUAUCAGCACAGAUUGUCUUUGUCAUGGAUGCUGUCAAGUCUGUGAGGGAUUUAGCCACAAACUUCAUUAACUUGAAGUCUGAGCUGGAGUACUAUCCUGACCCUGUGGUGCAAAACUUCACAGAGACAGAGCGGAAGAAGAUGUUCAAGGGUGAAGCUUUGAUUAUUGAGGGACAAGAUUUAAAUCUGGCUGCUAACCAGGAUGAUAUUGAGGUUUGGAUUGGAUCUCAGCCUUGUAAUGUGACAUCCCUCUCAGCCAAUCAGAUUGUCUGCACCCCACCAAAACAACAACCAGAGCCCACUGAUAGGCAUGGCCGUCCAAGUGGAGCUUUACCUUUAGUGCAGGUGACUGUUGGCAACAUCGAGUACACAGUAGGAUCAGUGGAGUAUGACAUGGAUGAUCGCUUCAAGUUCCCAAUGGUAGCCAUCAUUGGCAUUGCUGCAGCUGUAGUCUUCCUCCUGAUUAUCAUUGUCAUCAUCUUGAUUAUCUACCGGAGACAGAGCACGCAAGCAGAGCGCAUUUACCGCAAGAUGCAGAUUCAGCUGGAUAAUCUGGAGAGCAAUGUCAGGAAUGAAUGCAAACAAGCAUUUGCCGAGUUGCAAACAGACAUGACAGAUCUUACGGGCGAUCUUGUGGCAAGUGGAAUUCCAUUCUGGGACUACCACAGCUACACGUUCAAAGUGUUAUUUCCUGGCAUGUCAGAUCAUGUGAUUCUUCAUCCACCAAUGAAGAAUGGUCGCACUCGGCAGUUUGAGAUUGGAAUCCAACAGUUCCGUCAUCUUUUGAAGAAUAAGUACUUUCUGUUGACCUUCAUACACACAUUGGAAGAGCAGAAAACAUUCAACAUCAGAGACAAAGUUUAUGUGGCAUCUUUAUUGAUGAUUGUUUAUCAAGACAACUUGGAAUAUGCUACAGACAUCUUAAAAGCUUUACUAAGUGAACUUGUUGAGAAAACUGUAGGAGGAAAACAUCCCAAGCUGAUGUUGAGAAGGACAGAAUCUGUUGUGGAGAAGCUUUUGACAAACUGGUUGUCUCUCUGCCUGUACAGUUACUUGAAGGAACAUGCUGGCUCCUCUCUGUUCAUGCUUUACAAAGCCAUAAAACUCCAGGUGGAAAAAGGUCCAGUAGAUCACAUAACAGGUGAUGCCAGAUACUCUUUAUCAGAGGACCGUCUACUGCGAGAAAAAAUAGAACCAAGAACAUUGACAUUAAAUGUGGAACAUGAUGGAGAGGUGUUCCAAUGCAAAGCCUUAGACUGUGAUACAAUAACCCAGGUGAAGGUGAAGAUUCUGGACACUGCUCACAGAAACAUGCCCUUCUCGCAGCGACCCAACAUUCAUGACCUUGAUCUAGAAUGGCGCAAUGGUAUAGGGGGUCAUCUGGUAUUGAAGGAUGAGGAUAUGACAUCUUCAGUGGUGGAUGGGUGGAAACGGUUAAACACACUGGGGCAUUACAAGGUCGUUGAUGGUGCGAUUGUCAUGCUGACAGAAAGGGAACACAGCAAAUCCCUGAAUGGUACCUAUGACAGUUCCACAUUGUCAAGUCACACAGGAUUGUUACCCAGUAUAAAAUCACCUGAUACAACAGAAUCUGGGGCCAAAGUCUGGCAUCUUGUAAAACACCAGGAUGAUUCCCACCCAAAAGAUGCUGGUCUCAAGAUGAUCUCGGAGAUAUUCCUUACCAGAUUAUUAUCAACUAAGGGUACUCUACAAAAAUUUGUAGAUGAUCUGUUUAAUACAGUACUUAGUGCAUCCGUCUCAUUGCCACCUGUGGUUAAAUACCUGUUUGAUUUUCUUGACGAGAUGGCAGUUCAGCAGGGAAUAACUGAUCCUGAUGUGGUACACACCUGGAAGAGCAAUAGCUUACCUUUGCGCUUCUGGGUCAAUAUUAUCAAGAACCCUGACUUUGUAUUUGACAUCAACAAGCCCCUGAUAGUAGAUUCGUGUUUGUCUGUGAUAGCCCAAACCUUCAUGGAUAGCUGCUCAACUUCCCAACACUGCCUUGGCAAGGACUCCCCUUCCAACAAACUACUGUUUGCCAAAGACAUUCCAGCGUACAAAAAAUUAGUGGAGAAGUUUUAUAAAGAUAUCCAUGACCUUCCUCCAAUCAGUGAUCAGGAAAUGAGCACCUACCUGGCAGAUGUUUCUAGAAUGUGUACAGACCAAUUCAAUACAGCCAGUGCUCUUAGGGAACUUUUCAGCUACGUAUCCAAAUACAGUAAUGAAAUGAUAGCAGCUUUAGAAGAAAACCCAUGGACAUCAAAAGGCCAGCUUGCUCCCAAACUGGAACAAAUUCUCAUCUGUAUUCAAGAUGAUAAAUUCAAGAAAGUGAUAUACAUAUAAACGCUGUUUAGCCAGAGCUGUAAGUUUUUGUAUGUGUGUGCGUUUGCCAUGCCCUGUCUCUCAGGAAGCAGCAAGCAAACAAAAUGUGGAGCCGACCGGCAAUGCCAAUUGUUGGACAUUGCCUGAUGCCCAACAACAGUGCCAAAGCCGGUGCAGUGGAGGAACAUAUCACAGUUGUACAUUGCCUGAAGCCCAACAACAAUGCCUAAGUCAGUGCAAUUAAAGAAAAUUUCAGAGUUGUACAUUGCCUGAAGCCCAAAGCAAUGCCAAAGCUAGGGAGUUGAACAUUUCAAAGUUGUCUCUGUGCAGAUAUUACCUCAAACGUUCAGAGAAUGGAAGGAUCACUCUGGACUGACCAGUCACUUGUAAAGGACUGUCAUGCAUGCCAGUAAACGUAUUUGUUAAAUAUUUACAUGUACUUGAUACAUCACCUUAGUAUGGUACUCCCAGCAAUUUAUUACCAGCUUGUCUGUCAGAGAACUGUGCUGCUUGAAACUAUGUCAUACCUGCAUUCUGUGACGAACUGGACACGGGCGUAUAUUCAUUUGCUGUGAUUUCUUUCCCAACGUUGUGUCCCAGAAAAAGAAUGACAUAAAUAUGAUAGUUUUGCAAUUAUGUAUCAGUUAUCCAUUUAAUACCUGGAAUGAUUGGAUUUCUGUAGACUUGUGCAUCAAGUUGAUUAUUAGCUGCAAGGCAGAUGAAUUCUUAAUAUUAGUCUAUAGGUUUUCAGAAAUGUAAGAUUUCAUAACAGAAAAGCCGAUUUCUCAAUUUUCAAAAUGUAUCUUAAUUUUGUUAAGGUGUUUGCAACGCACAAGAUGUAAUAAGCUUUGAAAAAAACCCUGUGGAAUUUUGUAUUAACUGACGUGAAAAAAUGCUUUAUAGAAGUGUGCAUGUGCUUAAGCAAGCUGUAUUAGCUGGGAAAACAGGUCACAAUAUUCUACAAUCAGCUACCACCCAUCCGUACCACCUUGUUCUUUGGACUAUGCAAAUCUACAGGAGCUUAACAAUACCACACCUGUGUGACUUCCCAGAUUUCUGUGUGUCUAUGUAACCCCAUUCGCAUGUGCCAUUUACAGCACAUAACCGCUAAAAUGAGUAGGCAACAUGAGGCGAGACUGAAAGACAGGAGGUGCUUCAUAAUGUACCUAGGCAUAUAUAAAUACUUAUACAUGUCUGCCUCAGCUUUGAAUAUUUAUCCAAGUUAAAGAAAGAGAAAUUAACCCUUAAGACUUUGUUACCAUAAUUUCUCCUUAUUUGCGAUGUGUUUAAACAUCAGUUCUUUGCAAGGGACGGUGGCAGAAUUAAGGUAGCAAUGAUUUUCGGUAAUGCCAACGACGGUGGAUUCGAGCACAGCACAAAAGAAUAGGUUUACGUAUAUAUCAGUAGUUAUAACUAGAAGCUGAUUGUCAAAUAAAAUGACGGAAACGGUGCUUAUUGCUUAAUUCAAUCCCAUUUGCAAUACAACUGACCAAUUGUAAAGGUCGUGACCAUGGCUCAAAAUCAUGCCUUUGAAAAAAUCCUUGACUGUUACAUCGAACCCAUGGCGCACGGAGCCAGGGAUGCGUUCUUUAUAUGUGUACAAGCCCACCUGCAACAAAGUUAUAUUUUUCUAGUACUAUUUAUCGUGAGUCGCUUAAUUGUUACGUCUUCAGAUGUGUCUAGCUGGUGUAAUCGAUUGCUUGGCAUUUCAUAGUGUAUCGAGUCUAUUUUGUUUUUCUUAAUUGUGAAAGAUGAAAAGGUUUGAGUGACGUAAGGCAUGAUUAUGUGGAGCACACAGACUAGGUGAACUAUUCCACGCACAUUUGGUUGAGUAUCAAGCUUCUUGGUACAAAGUGGCUUUGGUGAAACCAGGGUAAAUGGGACGCUCCUUGAAGACUUUUCCAUUAAACAUUCGAAAUAGGGUAACCACGGCUGUCAUAGAUGUCUCUGGUGGGUCAUCUUAAAGUUUGAUGUAAUAUGUUAAUAUGUAUGUAAAUAGGCUUGUAUAUUCGGAUAAGAUGGCGGGCCAUUAAUUUUUUAAGGCUCAUCAAAGUAAAAUGGACCUAUUGUUACUUUAAAGACUGCCCUUUGAACGAAGCUUGCAUGGUAAAACAAAGGCAUGUCCACACACCUUAUUCUCGAAGGGAACAAGGCUAAGGCAAGUCUGCAAACUCUUGAAUUCACCAUGCGGUGUUCAUGAUCAACUUACAUUACCAUCAUCUUUGAGGAUGAAAAAAUUCCCAUUUGUUAUUAUAUCAUUUACAGUUACCAAGCUGUAGAAGCUUUACGUUGUGCUUGUUUUCUUUUGAUCUUUUUGACUCUCUUUUUUUUUUUUUUUUUUU
This is a messenger RNA of Liolophura sinensis, 9109 nucleotides long. Its product is annotated as plexin-A4-like. The record is from RefSeq and is a predicted model, not a curated record. Lineage: Eukaryota; Metazoa; Mollusca; Polyplacophora; Chitonida; Chitonidae. Gene Ontology annotation, biological process: semaphorin-plexin signaling pathway; regulation of GTPase activity; positive regulation of axonogenesis. Gene Ontology annotation, molecular function: semaphorin receptor activity; protein binding. Gene Ontology annotation, cellular component: plasma membrane; semaphorin receptor complex.